AUGAUUAAGUUUAGAUAUUUUGUAGAUAAGUUUAGUAAGAAAAAAUGUUUUAUUAGUGAAAAUCUUGCAUUACUGGCAAAGAUAGAUUUACUACGCUUAGUUAACGUGAGACAAUAUAGCGAUGUUUACCCUGACAAAUAUUUGCCUACAAUGGCACACGAAGUAUUAACAUAUAUGGAGUUAUCACCAGGCAGGACAUAUGUAGAUAUGACAUUUGGUGCUGGUGGGCAUACCACUAAAUUUUUAGAACAUUUGUCUGAUAUAAAAAUAUUUGCAUUAGAUAGAGAUCCUGUAGCAUAUAAAUAUGCACAACAGUUAUCGCAGAAAUAUCCAGGAAAAGUAAUUCCUUUAUUAGGUAAAUUUUCCGAGUUACCACAAUUACUUAAGCAAUACAAUAUUGAAAGAAAUAGCAUAGAUGGCUUUUUAUUCGAUUUUGGUUGUUCAUCAAUGCAAAUUGAGGAUGCGAAUAGAGGUUUUUCUUUAUUGAAGAAUGGACCGUUAGAUAUGAGAAUGAAUGGAUGUUUGAAACAACUUACUGCUGCGGAUGUGUUAGAUAGAGCAACAGAGGAAGAUUUAGCUCAUAUCAUAAAAGUGUAUGGGCAAGAAAAGCGUGCGAAGAAAAUUGCGCGUGCCAUUAUUGAAGCUAGAUAUAUGUUUAGGAAAUUAGAAACAACACAGGAACUAGUUCAAUUGGUUCAAUCUGUUUUAGAUGAUGAAAUUAAGAUAGACAGUUUCGACAGGUACCCGCAUAGUGCCGUAAAAACAUUUCAAGCGCUUAGAAUUUUUGUCAAUAAUGAAUUAAAUGAAAUCAAUUAUGGUAUACUUCUUGCGAAUAUAUAUUUGAAAUUAUCCGGUCGUUUAAUAACUAUCUCUUUUAAUUCACUCGAAGAUACUAUAGUCAAAAGACAUCUCUCUGGAAAUAUAACAGAUAAUGUUGCUAAUACUGUGGCAUUAAAGUAUGCGCAUUAUGGUAAAGCAUUCAAUGCAGAUGAAUUUGAAGUAUUGACACAGACACCAUGGAAAAUGAUGCAUAAAAAUGUUCUAACACCUACAAAUGAGGAAAUUGAAAUAAAUCCGAGAUCGCGACCGGCAAAAUUGCGUGCCAUUAUGAAAGUUAAAUAAAUCUGUUUUAUGUAUUAAAAUUUUCAAUAAUUCAUGCUUUCCUAUUGCUAUGCAAAUAUGUUGAGAUUGUACUUAUAGUAUGUUUGUAUAUGUGUGUAUAUAUGUGUAUAUACAUACACGAUACAUUUAUUUUAAUAGAAUAUAUAUAUAUAUAUAUAUAUAUUAUCACAUUGUACAUACAUAUAAACAAUAAAAAAUAGCCUCUUGAGUAAAAAAAAA
This is a messenger RNA of Cataglyphis hispanica, 1341 nucleotides long. RefSeq names its product probable methyltransferase-like protein 15 homolog. Bases 1 to 1122 code for a protein of 373 amino acids. Gene Ontology annotation, molecular function: rRNA (cytosine-N4-)-methyltransferase activity. Lineage: Eukaryota; Metazoa; Arthropoda; Insecta; Hymenoptera; Formicidae. The record is from RefSeq and is a predicted model, not a curated record. The transcript has a single exon. Gene Ontology annotation, biological process: rRNA base methylation.